This is a messenger RNA of Oryctolagus cuniculus (rabbit), 4403 nucleotides long. The record is from RefSeq and is a predicted model, not a curated record. NCBI's taxonomy places the organism in Eukaryota, Metazoa, Chordata, Mammalia, Lagomorpha, Leporidae.
CCCGCGCCAUCGGCGACAGCGAGCGCCCUGGCCCGCCUGAGCUCCGCCAUCAUGCCGCGCUCCUUUCUCGUCAGGAGGCCUCCGGGCUGCCGCCCAAAGCCCGACUACAGCCAGCUGCCAGACUCUCAUUCUGCAGCGGUCGCCUCCCUGGGGCCCUGCGACCCGGCCCACCUGCGGGCGGCCUUGCCAGCCCCCGCGCUCCUCAACCCCUCGGCCUCCCUGCCCACACUCAUCUGGGACUCCCUCAUGGCCUCCCAGGCCACGCUGCUGGGCCCUGCCUCCCCUCAGCCCCCGGAGCGCCCCGCGGCUGGGCUGACCACCCUGUCGGAGGAGCGCAGCCUGCCGUCACGGGCUCCUUCCUCUUCCCCCUCCACCGCAGCCUCUCUGGAAACUGAGGCCUGUGCCGCCACCCCGGCCUCGGGCCUUCUGCCCGUGCAGCCAGGCCGGCAGUGGGCGGCCAAGGACCCCCAGCCCCGCAAGGCCUUGGGCUGCAAGGACUACAACAGGGAGUACGGCAGCCUGGGCGCCCUCCAGGGGCACUCCCGGAGCCACGCCCUGCCGACCGUCUGUGGCACCUGUGGCAAGGCCUUCUCCAGGCCCUGGCUGCUGCAGGGCCACGUCCGCACGCACACCGGCGAGAAGCCCUUCUCCUGCUCGCACUGCAGCCGCGCCUUCGCCGACCGCUCCAAUCUGCGGGCGCACCUGCAGACCCACCUGGCCGUCAAGAAGUACCCAUGCGAGAGGUGCUCCCGCACUUUCUCCCGCAUGUCCCUGCUCCACAAACACCAGCACUCGUCCAGUUGUUCCGGGGACGGACGCUGACCCUGAAGUCCCUCCCAACUCCGGAAGGAAGGACCCCCGCAUUCUCCCUACUGCCACGGACUCGCGCUCCCCCCACAGACCCACUUCCUGCUGCCGCAGCCCCACAGGACUUCCACAAAGACCAUUUUCUGGCCCUCGCUUCGUGGACGCUGGAAGAGGCCUUCCCGUGGCCAUUUCUGUGACUGGCUGAUGAGAGCAGCGUGCAAUGGAGACGCCUUCCGGCCACCGCUGCUCUAGAGCACUUCUGACUUGGUCUUUGUGGGGUUGUAUGUCCCGAGCUGCUUGGAUAGGGGCGCUUUGAGCUGCAGGACAAAAGCUGACAGAUUGGGAAACCCCUUCCGCUGAGGGGAUGCCACUCUGCUAACCCCAUUCCACCUGCCCAAGAUACCCUCAGACCACCCUCCUCAGAGGUAGGACUGACUGCAGUAAUCUGCCCCCAUCCUCAUCCACAGAGCCCAAGGACAUAACUGCCCCAAGAUGCCCCUGGGCCUGCGCAGCUGUUUCAGCUGCUUGUUUGUCAUGGCAGCACCUGUUUCGUGGGCAAUUUAACAGUGUCUCAAAAAGGACCGUGAAUAAUGGCCCUCACUUCUCCCUGGGCAAGUGGGGCACUUUGGCCUGACUCAUGUGUCUGCCUGAACUAUUUUAGGGGCCUGACAGGUGGGCCUGGAUGGAAAAUGUUUACAUUUCUAUGGGUACACUGGUAUUUAAUUACAAGUAAUAUUUGCACUAAGGAAAUAUUUUGUAUAGUUACACAUACAGUUUAUUGAUAUGUCAUAAAUCAGUUAAGAGGUCUCAACAAAUUCCAUACAAACCAAGUUUUUGGUAUAUUCUUUGACAAUAAUAUUUUAAAAUAAAUUACAGAGAGAUAGUAAAUCAACUUGAGCUUUCUACCAAAAGGUUUGGGGGACAAGGGACAUUGGAGGUUUGAAGUGAGAAAAUAAUAUGGCCAUGUUAUAUGUGUUAUACAGCUCAGUCUAGAAGUAACAUGGAGGAUCAUCCUGAGCAAGAAAUCUGACUAGAAUUAGAAAGGAAUCUAGAUGAGAGUAAUUAAUUAGGGCCAAGAUAAGCGCAGGAGGAAUGGAGAGAGAGGGAUUUUGAGAAGCAUUAAAGAUCUAGAAAUUGAUGGUUUACUGAUUAGAUAUGGAUGAAUUAGUGGCAGGGAUCUAAAAUUCAGAGUUCUGAUUUGGGUGAAUGAAUGUGGCAGUAUUUCAUGGAGGUAGCAACCAGAGGAACCAGUGACAAUGACAGCCUCACCUGAGCUCAGGAUUCUCAUAUAGCAUAGAAGUGGUAGCUAAAGCUACUGGAACAAAUGAAGUCAACAAAGAAAGCAUACAGAGUGAGAGAGACAAGGACCCUAGGAGCACUCUGAGAAACACCAACAUGUAAGAUGUCAUCACCCUUGAAAAAGAUUAAGUAGGAAUAGCCACAUAUUGAUCAGUCAGACCAAAGUUUCUUAAAAGGAAGAACAAGUGUAAGAAAGAAGGCAGAGGCAAAUACAACCUAUUCUCAAAAUAAAUCAGACAAACCAAGGAGAAAAGCUAUCCACUGGAUUUUCAGUUGUGUGGCUGAACUUGGGAGGAAGAGUUUCAGCAAAAUGUCAGGGAUGGACAUGGGGACAGUGUGGAUGAAGAGUGAGUGUGAGGUGAUUAAUGUAAAUGGCAAUUGAGGCUAUUCUUUCAUGAGAAUUGGCUGAGCAGUGAAGUAGAGAAAAAACUUGGUGGUAGCCUGAGGGUUACCUGGCUCCAAAGAACACCAAGGUUUUCACAUAGGUGGAACUGAAUAUAAUUAUCAGGAGUGAGGGAGGAAGGAUCAUUUCACUGAGAUUUAUAUACUAGUAGAGUUUUAUCUCUGCAGAUAAAUUAGUGUCUUUUAAGAUAAUAGAAAACAUUUCAUUCUGAAAUGAAACCUCUGAACAAGAGGUUUUUAAUAGUUAACUGAAUGAAACUAAUAUACGUAUAAUGUCAGUUAUAGAAGGAGAAAAUGAAGACAAGAGAAAGGCAACAGUGAAUUUUGUAAGUGUAUUGUGGAAAAAAACAUGCUUUAAAAGACAUGUAAGAGUCAUUUCAUUCCAAUGUAGUCAAGUAUUUUCCAUGUGUGUGGCUGAAAGCACCUUCUAACAUUUGUUGUGUCCUUCACUGUGGCUCCACCAAAGCCUCCUUAAAGCAUUUAUGAAUUGGGCUGCAGAGUUCAAGCCAGGUAAAGGAUAGCAUCACUCCUCUGACUCUCAAAACUCCCAUGGAGAAAUAAUUUCUCAACAUAUUAACAAAAUAAUUUAUUGACAGCCCACCUAAUGUAGAGGCAACUGAGUUUUAGAGAAAUAACACAAAAUGUCCUGAUCAACACUCUCAGAUACAGAAUUUCUCUCUAUGUAAAUGUAUGGACCUCCCUCAUUUACCUAAGUCCUUUCCAUCAAAUAUUAAAUAAAUUCAGUAAACAAUCACUAGUUAAGGGUCAGGGAAUAGUUUUUGUUCCAUUCUGUUUGUCUUUGCUUAUUUGUUUGUUAUAAGGAGAGUAGCAGAACAAAGAAUUCAUUACAUUCAAUAGUGACUGACUAAUAUUUAUUCAUGAAUAUAAUAGGAGUUUGAGAUAGAUUUUUUUAAUAGAAGAGGUAGAAAAAUAUAGUAUUAACAAUGCCAUUUAGGGUCUUGAUUUAUUUCACUGAUUUGGGUUUUUUUGCACUUUGCUGGAGAAAAAAAAUUAUAAAUAGUUGAAAGCAUUUAUCACCUGAGAUACACCAUUUGGAAAAGAAAAGAGAACAUAUUUUUAAGCCAUAAAUUUCCACCAUGUUCACCCCUCGCAUAAAUAAGCAUCCCUAGACUUUGCAAGAAAUAUUAAAGUUCAUUUAAAUUGCAAAUCUGACCUUAUUAAAAUGGCUUUCUCAAAGAGUCAUAAACAAAUAGAGUACACUGGUAAUACUGCCACACAACAGAACACAUUCUCAACCAGUUCAGUAAUUAAAGUGGAAAGAUAGAAUUUUCACAGUUCUGAAUGACAGAGAUGGACGGAGAAAACAUGUUAUGACAAUAAUUUUAGGUGGGGAGAGUGCAUCCAUCUGGAGGCUCCCCUCAAUAAAUGUCUCAGCACAAUUACUCUUUGAAAGUCAAUGUAAGUUCUUAUGAACAGCUUGGAAACAUUAUUAUAUUGCUGCUAAUUCGAUGUAUUUGACUACUUUCCUAAAGCUACCACAUUCCCUCUUAAUGUUGGAAGCAUAACCAUUAAGAUUUACUAUGUUUGGGGUAAGAAUAAAAAUGAAACAAUUAAGAAUGAGCUUAUAUCUGCAAAUGGUUAGAAAGAGCUAAUAAAUUUCAGGAUUAAAAGCCAAACAGAGAGGAUGGGCUGUUUACCGAGUUUAUGGAAAAUCCAUAUUUGAAGGUAGAUUGUCACCAAACAAAUAGCUCCCUUUUACUUAGAAAAAUAAUCCAAAGUGCAGUAGGCCAUGUAAAUUAGGUGGAAUUGAGAUGGAACUUGACUUGUUUCUCACUGAUUUAAGCAACUGGAUUUAUGGCUAAGUAAGUGCUACCAUGAGAUCCAAGGCAGAAUGGUAAGUUUUAAAACGCAACAAAGUGAAGGUGCAGGUUGGA